Molecule: messenger RNA, 1081 nt
Organism: Aspergillus novofumigatus IBT 16806
Lineage: Eukaryota; Fungi; Ascomycota; Eurotiomycetes; Eurotiales; Aspergillaceae
Exons: 5
Coding region: 296-1081 (261 amino acids)
Cellular component (GO): RNA polymerase II transcription regulator complex
Molecular function (GO): DNA-binding transcription activator activity, RNA polymerase II-specific; transcription cis-regulatory region binding
Source: RefSeq, a predicted model, not a curated record
AGAUCAUUUUCCCACCCUUCUGCGAAGUUGCAAGUCAUCAAAACUCACCAAUCAGGCUGAUUUAUCUGUUUGCUUCCACAGCAAAAGACCGAUCUCCCGACACCCAUCUGCUUACCUCAUCAGCUUCUCUCGCCCAUUCUUCCUCAUCAUCCAACUCCAUCUUGCGUGACGAGUGACUGUGCCGUAUAGGCAGAUCUGCUUCUUUUGCCCUUCUCUUGAACUAGCUCGAAUUGAUUGCGUCCUGUGUGUUUUCGUUGGGCGCGUCUUUGUUGUCUUGUCCAUUCCCAUACUCUCAAUGCAGCCAGCACUAGCACCAGCACCGCAUCCAAGCAUGCAAACUUCUGCUCAGGACCAUGCGGAUCAGGUGCUCCAUGAUCAGCUUCUAGCUGCUCAACAUCAGCAUCUGACGCAUCCUCAGCAAGCUCGACCCCAGCCUCCUGCGCCGCAACCUCCGCACAUGCAGCCCAAUACGCCGGCUCGCGAUCAGAAUAACAUCGAUCCUGCCAUUUCAGGCGCUACCAUGCUGACCGGCCCACCGCAAACUCCCACCCAGCCUGAUGUAACUGGCCAGGAGACCUCGAAAACCUACGGGAAACGGCCGUUAUCCACCUCGAAACGCGCCGCGCAGAACCGUGCCGCGCAGCGGGCGUUUCGCCAGCGGAAGGAAGCGCAUAUCCGGGAGUUGGAAGGCAAGGUGAAGGCAUACGAGAACAUGGGAGAAGCGAUCAAAGCUCUGCAGGCAGAAAACUACCAGCUCCGGGAGUACAUCAUCAACCUGCAGUCUCGCUUGUUGGAUUCUCAAGGCGAGGUUCCGGAGCUGCCUGGCAACAUCGACCUGAGUCAACCGCGGACAACACCAACCUCCUCACGCUCAAGCCCCACCUCGAAUGACGAUAUGAACUCCUUGAACCGCAUAGCUGUUGCCGGGCUUGGUAUGCGCAAACCUCCUACCGAAGAGGCAAAUUAUCUCGGCAACAACUUUCAGGCACAGGCAAGGCGCGUCCGUCCUGACGAAGCACAAGCCGAAGCUUCCGAACUGCCCAAGCAGGAACAAGCGCAUGGGCUCCCGCUCAUAUCAUAG